Messenger RNA from Sycon ciliatum, 1183 nucleotides. RefSeq lists its product as uncharacterized. The coding region runs from base 222 to 968 and encodes 248 amino acids. Lineage: Eukaryota; Metazoa; Porifera; Calcarea; Leucosolenida; Sycettidae. The record is from RefSeq and is a predicted model, not a curated record. The transcript has 5 exons.
GGGGUUUCCGAACUGUUAUGCUUUCAAUCUAAUGAAUGUCGCCGAUACGAGAAACAAUCUUGCCAACACAGACUGGAUCAGUUUUAGCACUUGCUUCCCUGCUCCGCUAGUAACGCUGACGCAAGCUGCAGUUUACGCUUUCUAGUGAAACGCCUAGUGAACUGUGGUGUAUGCUAUAGCUGGGACUGCAAUUGUAGACUGCCACUUAACUCAAGAUCGCAAUGGCACGGGGACGUGUGGAUCAGAACCCUACGGGAUGUGCUCUGGCUGUGAUGCUACUGGCUGCUACUGCUUCAGUCCUGGCCGGUGUUGGCGACGCCUUUGUCCACGGCUUUCCGCCAUAUCGCAACGCGGAACGCCACUGCCAAACGAAGACACUGAGAGCCGGAGUGUGCGAUAGGAGAUCAUCCUCCCACAUGGUAUCGUCAAUAACGGCAGCAAUCACGCACGGAAAUGAUUUCUUCUUGACAAGCAGCCAAGGUGUUCAAAUGAUCUUUGGUCCCUUAUUGAUGACACAGGUAGACUCCAACAACCGUCUGAUAACGGAAAUAACGAAGCAGAGCAAAAGACAAGGCUCAGCCAACGUUUACACUCGCCUAAGCCACUACCACUUCAAGUCGCGUUGCGACGAGUUGGGAGCUGUGUACAGGAUGAACAAAUGGGCGUAUAAGCAGCUGAAAAGCACAGGCCGUUGGAACCAACUUCCGUCUGCAAUGCAGGACACAGUGAAACAGAAUGCUUGCCUGGCUAAACAACUGCAAUGCAUGCACUGCCCGAUCCAUCCAACAUUUGGCACCGAAUCCAACGAGCUGAGACGUCUGCGGAAUAACAUUCAGUGGCUUGUUCUGCCUCGAAAGCUCAAGGAACUGAGGGCUGUCAUGAAGGCCAUACUCGAAGACACCAAGAAAUCGUUCACAAAUUCCAUUCUAAUGUCGCGACGUCGGACACUUAACCAGCUUUUCGAUUAACCAAAGCGGCUGAAUAUAGAGUGUGCAAAUCCUAUCUCGAGCUGCGAUGGGUUCACCCACGGCGGAUUUUUUUAUUGUGUCAUUCUUUGGUUAAAUUUGACUGUAGUGGUAUAUCCCUGGACAUUUAAAUUAAUUAUUUUAUUUUGAACAACCCAGCCCUGCGUUUAUUGCUCAAUAUGUAGCAUAUACUGUAACACGUGUAGUUUUCCUCACUG